Rosa chinensis is the source of this 1376-nucleotide messenger RNA. Its product is annotated as chaperonin CPN60-like 2, mitochondrial. The transcript has 7 exons. Gene Ontology annotation, biological process: translation. Gene Ontology annotation, cellular component: small ribosomal subunit; ribosome. NCBI's taxonomy places the organism in Eukaryota, Viridiplantae, Streptophyta, Magnoliopsida, Rosales, Rosaceae. The record is from RefSeq and is a predicted model, not a curated record. The coding region runs from base 105 to 1064 and encodes 319 amino acids. Gene Ontology annotation, molecular function: structural constituent of ribosome.
AAAAGCACAUUUCUGAGCCCAAAUCCACAUUUACCAACCAACCCUAAACCCCCAAAAUUCCCAGUCACUCUUUGACCCCCAAACUCUCUCUGCAACUUGCGGCCAUGUAUCGCAUAGCUUCAUCCUUCGCCUCUUCAACUCCUAAGAAGCUGGUCCAUGGUAGGGUUUUAUGCAAUAGGAACUAUGUGGCGCAAGAUCUCACCUUCCAGAUUGGGCCUCGCGCCGCCUUGUUUGAGGUUGCGGAGGCUGCCAAGUUUACCAUGGCCGCUCUGCUGCAACGUGUCUCUCAGCUCGGGGACGCCUUCAGAGUUACGAUGGGAUCAAAGGAUGGUGUUACUGUUGCCAAGGGCAUUAGUUAUGAGGACAAGUACAAGAAUGUGAGCAAGACGCUUACUGCUGGAGGAGAUGGUACAACUUUUGCAGCUGUCUUGACCCUGGCAACACUCACAGAAGGUUGCCAGUCCAUAGGUGUUGGGGUUCCCUCUAUUUUUGCAAAUGGUCAACGAGAGAUUGGAGAGUGCUUAGCAAGGGCAUUGGAGAACGUUGAAAAGAAAGGGCAUGUUUCUUCCCUCAAAGAUUCUGGUAUUGGGGAAAAUAGGAGUGGCAUUUUAGAUUAUCUAGCCAUCCUCAGGGGGCGAGAGGUUAUAAGUGAAGAUAACAGUUUCAUUAUCGACAGACUGCUCAUGUCACCCACAUUAAAUCAAUUGAUUCGUCAUAAUAGAACUGAGAAAAGUCGCACAAACCGUAAUCGAGCUUUGGAUAAAUGCCCCCAAAAGCAAGGAGUAUGCCUACGGGUUUUUACGAGAACACCAAAGAAGCCAAAUUCAGCUCUGCGUAAGGUAGCCAAAGUAAGGCUAAGCAAUCGAAAUGAUGUAUUUUCUUACAUUCCCGGUGAAGGUCAUAAUUUGCAGGAACAUUCUAUGGUCUUAAUAAGAGGGGGCAGAGUGAAAGAUUUGCCAGGUGUGAAAUUCCACUGUAUCAGAGGAGUUAAGGAUUUGCUGGGACUUCCAAAUCGAAGAAGAGGCCGAUCAAAAUAUGGUGCAGAGAAGCCCAAGAGCGCCUGAAAACAGCCUCUCCUUUUGCCUUUCGUAUUUGGCUGCAUUGCUGAAGUGACUGAAUACUCUAAGAGAGCUGGUGAAAUUUUGAAAACAAAAAUGUUGCAGACAUAGUAAUAAAAAUGUAGUGUUCUUGUUUGAAAGUUUAGAACAGUGGAUAUAGUAUUCUUGUUAACAGUGGAAUUUGGAUUCUUUGGAUAGUAUGAGGUUCAAAAGAUAUAAAUUUUGUGUAGGAAUUCUUCUUUGUAUGACUAAUGUGUAGUUGCAUUGAUUUGUGUUACACUGUUGAAAUCCAGUUGAUAUUCACAGCAGUUCAGUUUU